GCCGGGCCCCGAGCAGCCGUUGGGGUCCGGGCCGAGGCCCGCCCGUGUGGAAGCCGCCUCCGCCGCCGCGCCGCGGGUCGUCGCUCCGGCCGCCGCCAUGCUGGCGCUCAUCUCCCGCCUGCUGGACUGGUUCCGCUCGCUCUUCUGGAAGGAGGAGAUGGAGCUCACGCUCGUGGGGCUGCAGUACUCGGGCAAGACCACCUUCGUCAAUGUCAUCGCGUCGGGUCAGUUCAGUGAAGACAUGAUACCUACGGUGGGCUUCAACAUGAGGAAGGUCACGAAAGGUAACGUCACCAUAAAGAUCUGGGACAUAGGAGGACAGCCCCGCUUCCGGAGCAUGUGGGAACGAUACUGCAGGGGAGUCAACGCUAUUGUUUAUAUGAUAGAUGCUGCAGAUCGUGAGAAGAUAGAAGCCUCCCGAAAUGAGCUACACAAUCUUCUAGACAAACCACAGUUACAAGGAAUCCCAGUGCUAGUACUUGGAAACAAGAGAGAUCUUCCCAAUGCCUUGGAUGAGAAACAGCUAAUUGAAAAAAUGAAUCUGUCUGCUAUUCAGGAUAGAGAAAUCUGCUGCUAUUCAAUUUCUUGCAAAGAAAAGGAUAACAUAGAUAUCACACUUCAGUGGCUUAUUCAACAUUCAAAAUCGAGAAGAAGCUGAAGCACCUCCGGAAGUCUUCCGUCCUUCUUGGCUGUAGCCCUAGAUUACUGUCCUUCCUCUGACGUACUUCCCAGAACGUGGCCCUUCCUAAACCUGAGAGAUCGCCUUUUCCAGAGUUACGUUCUCAUGUGCACUGCAGAUGUGUCUCCCUAGCCCUCGUCCAGAAUCAGCUAGAGUUGUCGCGAUGAAGUCAGCACACCAAGGCUUCUUACACAUGCUUAAACAAUGUGUGGAGCUCUUUCUUUUCUUUUUUAAAACAAAACCAGACCCACACUUUUGACCAUCUUAAAUCAAGGAAAUUGCGUAUUUCUAUUCUGGCCUUUCUGGGCCAGAUUUUUAUAUUGGUUAUCAGUUAAUGACUGUAAUAUUUUACUAUAGAAUCUGGUAGCUUACCAGGAGCCUGACUUGGUACAGCAUGCGGCUUCUAGUGCCACACAGUGUUUAGGAAUCCUUCCAGCCUGACUCACGGGGACACAAACACGGUGCCUCGCUUCCCUCCUGAUGCAUGUGAAGGGCGUGACCACACCUUAGGAGCCGAGACACCGUCCGCAGAGCAGGCCGAGGCCGCAGGUCAGCGCUGCUGCUGCCGCUGCCUGAGGGGUUCUCACGACACUGUGCUUUCUGAGACCCCUCUGCUGUGGACGGGGCGGAGCUAGAGCAUGCUGAUUCGUAGCUGUCCCUGGUCUCACACACCUUCUAAAGGGGUUGGGAAUUGAAGAUUUUCUCAAAAGCUUUCAUGAAUUUAGAGCAUUCCAGCCAAUAUAAUAAAACCUGUUCGAACGCCAGACUUUGUUCCAACACCUGUUUGUUCUGUCUGCGGUCAUGCUGUCAUGGCCGCCGCAUGACGCUGGAACGUCUCACUUUGUAUAUCCGGGCGUGGCGUCGACUCAGCACAAACGACACUUACACGCAGGUUCUCAUUCUCUUACUGACGUGAGGUUUGGCACUCUGGUGUCUGAUGCCGUCAGACGUCUUGACUAUUGUGACAACUCUAGCCCUGCCUGCUUUACCUGUGUAAUCAUGCGUGGCGUCCACAGGUUGUUUAAGAAUUGCACAGAGAGCCAGGACCUGCGGCUGGCACCUGCUGGCUCUGUGGCACAGAGGUGGAUGGAAACUGGUUUGUAGUUGGUGGUCUUCACGUCCAUAAAGGGACUUCUGACACUGGUUCAUCUGUGCAGGGUUGUCACAGUAGACCGCUGUAGUAGGAAAGCCAGCAGGACACCUGCUUCCACGUUGCCUCGCACUGUGUGAUUUUGUUCCUUGUGUUAAACAGCACUUUGUAGACUGUGCGUCUCCUCAUGUGUUGAGCACUCAGUGUAGUCAACAGCAGGCUCUUUAAGGAAUCCAGUUUAAUCUAUAGACUGCCAUGGCCUUAAACACACUCUGUGAAAGUACCGCACCGUGUUGCACAAACACUACUUGUUUUUCUCCGUUCACAUUUUUAACGAGCAGAACUGGGGCUUUUCACGUUCUCCUUCUCAGAAGUGCACCUCCCCGAUGGGAGGACGGUCCUGUGUGUGACGGGGCGUCCAGAUGUGGCGCUGCAGCUGGGCACCACUGCACAGGGUACAGCAACGUGCUUGUGCCUGCAAGGAGGAGCCGGAGCUGGAAGGUGCGACUCUGUAGGGACUGCAUAGGUUUGUUAGUUGGCCUAGAGCUGAACCUUGAUGUGUUUGUGUCUGUUCACCGCUUUUAGUAUUUCAAGAUCUCUCAAGAAUACUACCAACCUUUUCCUGUGCAUAACCUCUGCAUGUGAAAACAGUUACCGAACUUUGUAAAUACGUACAUUUUUUAUUUAGGUGGAUGCGUUUUUUGUCUGAUCACUGCUCUUCUCAGCUUUAUUCAAUAAACUUGCAUUUUGAGGGUUGUAUUGGCAAUUUGAACUUAAAAUGUCCAUCCCAAUGGAAGGUGUGGAGAUGGAAGGAACAUUACGAGGAGGAGGGUACAGAGACUGCGCUAAAACGAAAUUGGCUCAGUCCUCAGAGAACUGGGUCUGUGAGCUGGCUAAAAUAGAAAUAAACUUUUACAAUAUC
Messenger RNA from Lepus europaeus (European hare), 2691 nucleotides. RefSeq names its product ADP ribosylation factor like GTPase 8B (gene ARL8B). Gene Ontology annotation, molecular function: GTPase activity; GTP binding. Gene Ontology annotation, biological process: protein transport; anterograde axonal transport. NCBI's taxonomy places the organism in Eukaryota, Metazoa, Chordata, Mammalia, Lagomorpha, Leporidae. The coding region runs from base 98 to 658 and encodes 186 amino acids. The transcript has 7 exons. The record is from RefSeq and is a predicted model, not a curated record. Gene Ontology annotation, cellular component: lysosomal membrane.